CAAAGGGUGAAAACCCCUUUUUUGAUGAUUGUGUAGGAACCCAAGGCAAAAACCUGCAGCUAGAAAGCUCAAGAAAUGCUGCUGGCAGCCGCAGUGCAGAGGAGCUUCAGAACAGAUAUCCUACAGCCCACUGCAAGAAAACAGUCUUCAUCACUGUCAAAAAAGAGCUCUCAUCACUUGAAGCAACAAUGCAAGACGAGAGAACAUUACAAAACGUGGGCCCGGGUGUAAAGCCUUCACAGCAAAACACUGCCGAGACAUCACAUUCCAAACGGACUAACGUUCCAGUUAUAUCAAAAGAGCCAGUGCCAUCAGAGGGAUCCAGUUGUGAAGCUGAUAACCCCAUCGUGCUAGAACAGUUCGACCAAGUUCCCGCUGCCUUCCCAGUGGACAGACAGAGCGAUUUCCCCUUUUUGAAGCUAGAAGACGAGCAAGCAUCGAUGGAUGCCACCAUUGGAUACCUGACUGACGGGCUGCAACAAACAGUAUUCCCAAACGACUGUGGCGGUGCUCCUGCUGCAAGCAGCAGUGUUGUCCAUGGUACUGACCAGGAAAGGGGACCAUUAAUGCUCCCCAGAUGGACAGUCACCAGCAACGCUGUGGCACCUGACGGCACCGGUCCAUCACAGGAAAGUUGGUCUGUAGCUGACCAACAUCCCACUGAACGCACUGGGAGGGCUGGGCUCUCUGCACGCGCAUCCGGAACGUGGCGUCCACAACAGCAGCAUUCAUUGUCCUUAAACACACGCUCGUCAAACCGGACACUGUUCCGCUGCCCCACUUGCCGCAAGACAUUCAACCGGAAAACCAACUUGAUGGCACACAUCCGAGUACACACGGGAGAAAAGCCUUUUCAGUGUCCCUACUGCACUCGUAGCUUCUCAGACAGGAGCAACGCCAGGAGGCAUAUGCUGACGCAUGUAAGCCAGGCUCAGUGAUGUAGCAGACGACACAGUGCCAGCUGGGCAGACAGUCAAUGAAGGUCGUGGUAACUGCAUGCUUCGAGGCUUGUGCCAAGAACCUGGUGAGACUGGGUUCGCCCACUGCGUCGCCAAACUCUCGUUUCUGCGAUCUUGUGAGAGCCCAUCAUUGCAGAUCAGUGUUCCAUCAUCUCCUCAAAACAUGACCGUCUUGUAGUGCACACCAUAUGGUUCCUUCAUGGCAUACGCCUACAGUUUGUUUAUGGCUUCUAGCAAAAGAGUGGACAGUGUCCAGGAAGCAGGAGCAUAUCUCCGUGUAUUGGUUCUACAGUGGCUCGGCUCCCAUACAGGAAGUCUUAGCCUUGCAGCUGUUGUGCAGCACACAUAGCAUUGCUGUGGUAGGAGUGAUAUUUCAACCGUCUGGUGCUGUUGGAGGAGUGUACCAUCUGGUUCCUCAAGGCAGGUGUUUUCUUGCAGUUGUGCAUGGUGCAGUUUAUCAAUGAUCGCAACAGUUUCUGUAAUCAGCACCAGGAAUACUUCAGUCGAAAAACUUGCUUCUAGCACACUCAAGUAACAUCGAAACAGGUUUAUUCGUUCAUGUGAGAGCCUUGCACCUCGGCAUCUGCUUGGGUUGUUUGAUGGCUUGUCCAACGAUGAACGCGUAGACAGGACGUUGCCAUGACACCCGAGCUAUGAUGCUUCAAUGUAGACAGGGAGUCUAUCAAUGAUUCUAGGUGAAGUUUCAAUAAAGACAACUGCAAAGUUAA
Dermacentor albipictus is the source of this 1687-nucleotide messenger RNA. Its product is annotated as zinc finger and SCAN domain-containing protein 2-like. NCBI's taxonomy places the organism in Eukaryota, Metazoa, Arthropoda, Arachnida, Ixodida, Ixodidae. Gene Ontology annotation, biological process: regulation of transcription by RNA polymerase II. Gene Ontology annotation, molecular function: DNA-binding transcription factor activity, RNA polymerase II-specific; RNA polymerase II cis-regulatory region sequence-specific DNA binding. The record is from RefSeq and is a predicted model, not a curated record.